Messenger RNA from Cuscuta epithymum, 976 nucleotides. The record is from the annotation of a GenBank genome assembly. Lineage: Eukaryota; Viridiplantae; Streptophyta; Magnoliopsida; Solanales; Convolvulaceae.
GUCAAUUGAGCACAAAAUGAGUCAAUUUGAGUGACAAAUGCAUUUAUACCGGAAGAAGCAAACAUUUUAUCAAGGUGAUUCAGAAGACAAAGUUGAAGAGCAAGAAAAGCCGCAUCUGCCAGACAAAAGUGGCCGAAGGCGCCCAAAUAGGCGCCCAAAAUGGAGGCCUUCGCGGCCGCCUACGGGAAAAUUCAGAAGUCAACCUCGCUUUGACUCGGGACCAGGAAAAGACCGAAGGCUGCCGACACUGGACAGAAGGCGGCCGCCUACGGUGGCCGCCUGCGGCACAAGGGGACGAAACCAACCACCGGUCGACCAGACAAGAUGGCAGGCGGCCAGACAGGACGGCAGGCGGCCGCCUGCUGGACCGCCUGCGGCGGCCGGGGUCCGCCGGGAUCCAUCGGGAUCCGAUCUGCCAACGAAAAGAUGGCAGGCGGCCAUUUUUGACAGAAGGCGGCCGCCCUCUGUGGCCGCCUACGGCUGACGAGACCGGCCACGAUCCGCUGUCGGCGACGGGACGGAAGGCGGCCAAAAUGAGACCAAAGGCGGCCGCCUGGUUGGCCGCCUACGGAAGGCGGCCAGAUUCCGACGGAAAGCGGCCGCCGUCUUGGGCCAUAAGAUCAGCUUUGAUUGUAGUAGGAAUGUCUUUGCCAUAAGAUCAGCUUUGAUUCUCUGUCUAUCCUCUUCAGUGUACUCAGCCUUUGUCUUCAAUCUUCGUUCUUGAUUAACAGGUGGGUUGUUUGCAUCAACGCCAUUCACACUUGCCCAAAUCUCAGCAGGUCCUUGGGUGAGGGAUUCCAGCAUAGCGGAAGAGUUAUCUUUACUUUCUAGAAAAUUUAAGAAUCUUGUUCUCCACAUCUGGUAUUCACCUCUCCUCAGAAUUGGGGGCCUACUGUCAUUACCAAGUGAUAAAGCAUCCAUCUUUGUAGUUGUUGAUUUUGAAAAAAGAUCGUUCGAGUGUUUUGAUCAGAUAAAA